AUGUCAGGAAGGACGGUUCUGGGUUGUCUGUAUCUUGUGGUUACUACCCUGGCGAUUUGCCCUCAUAAGGAAAUAGGUUUACUGCGUUGGUCCCAUCAUUCGAGUUGGCCAAGUGGCAAGAAACCGAUAGGUGGCGACUCAGUUGAGAUAAUAGACGGUUUCUUAUUGGACGAGAGCCCGCCACCCCUUCACAGUAUAAUCAUUCAGAAGACGGGUCGAUUGGUGUGGAGCCCGGAUGCAGAAGUCAACUUGACUGUAGACUACAUCCUCAUUUUUGGACGACUGGACAUAGGCAGUGAGGAUUGUCCCUAUGAUAAGAAGACGAGGAUACUGUUGACAGGUAUUCGGGGGCAAUAUACUGUUCCUGAGUAUGAUGAGAAGUUUAUAGGUGUUCCUGCGGGUGGAACUUUGGAACUGCACGGGGCGCCGAAGGUGUCAUGGACGAAAAUCACCCGGACACUUCCGAAGUUGAACCUCUACAGUGGAUUGUUAUAUCAGCAUUCGACUCACAAAGACAAGAAGAGACACGACUGGAAGACGGGGCUAUAUGUAUACGUGGUUGACGCAAACACAGGGGAGGUAACUAAGCAUGAGGGAUUCUACCUAGGCGGAGAAGACGAAUGGUGGCGUAACAAUGACUCUCCUAAGCUCAUCCACUUUCUUGAUGCUAUCCCAGAAGGCCGUUUUGUAAUGAUGGCAGUGCAUAUCAGUCUGAUCCGAUCAAGUUCCAUCAGUACAAUGACCGGGAUAUACGAGGCUGUGGAAAGAUUGGCGUUUGGUGACGGGCAUUCUGGCCAAUCAGUGAUGAGGAACGUUCAGCCUAAAGACGCCUAUGCAAUGAUCACCAGAAAAGGUCACGUGCACGUCACCAAGGAGGCACGAGUGCCGUUUGAGGAGCAGGAUGUUCAGACCGUGACCUUGACCCACACAAGCUGGGCAAGCGGCUUCAAACUGACUGCCAUCAGCUCUAUUGACAAUACGGACGUACAAAAAUGCUUUGUAGACUUUAAAAUCAUAACGACAGAGGGCGCUUAUCCCAUACUUGAUGUCAUCGAUGAUGUCACAUCCUGGAAAGCAGGUGACCGCGUCGUCAUUACGUCAACAGACUUUGAUUGGCGCCAAGCAGAAGACGCCAAAGUAAUAUACUGCCCUGAGUGUAGGAACAACCAAGUGAAAGUCGAGUUGGAGCCACAGUUCAUGCACUGGGGAGAAAUCAUAGACGGUGUGGACGAGAGAGCGGAAGUGGCUCUUCUUACCAGGAAUAUUGUCAUAGAAGGCGCUGUAGAACCGUCAUGUCCGUCAUCCAACAACAACUGUGAUAUUUUUGACUGGGACACCUUUGGAGGACACAUUAAGAUAAUGAAGGGAUUCGGCAAUGUCCACAUAGAGGGCGUGGAGUUUUACCACAUGGGACAACAGACACAAGAGGGUCAUUAUCCUAUCCAUUUUCAUAUGGCGGAAGAUGUGGAUGAAAAGGGAGGCUACUCUCACCCAGCCUACGUCCGCGGGUGUUCCAUUCACGAGUCUUUUGCCAGGUGCAUCACCAUUCAUGGAACUCACGGACUACAGGUCAAAGACACAGUGGGUCAUAAGGUCUUGGGUCACUGCUUUUUCCUGGAAGAUGGCGGUGAAAAAAGGACGUUGUUAGAGGGGAACUUGGGGUCGAGUACGAUGUAUGGGGGACUGAUCCCGUCAGACACAAGGGCUUUGGCCACAUUUUGGAUCACCAAUCCGCAGACCCGAUUACGUAAUAAUGUAGCUGCCGGAUCCCAGGGCACCGGGUUUUGGUUCAUAUUCCCUGACGUGCCGAUCGGAACUUCCGCCGGCAGAGGUUACAUGGCCGAGCACGAGGCUCGGCGUACAGCCAUUACAGAGUUCAACAACAACGUGGCACAUUCCAACCCUAACGCUGGUUUAUUUAUUGAUCAUCGAUUGGCUCCCGACGGAUUUAUCUACAACAACAACGGAUAUGACCCCCGAGUGAACCCGCUAGACAAACUUUCCAGUAAAGCCAAAGUGGAAAUAUACCGGCUUACAGCCUAUAAGAACCGAUAUCAGAAUGCCUGGUUACGUGGAGGAUGGAUUGUCGUGAACCAGUCCUCAUUCGCGGACAGCGCUAUAGGACUGACUCUUGCGCGUGGCAGCGAACAAGAACAGUUUUUGACGAAUUCCAUUAUCGUAGGAGAAACCAGAAACAUCGGAGAACCUUACAAAUUUUACGAUAAAUCGAAGGAAUCUUUCAUCUUUUUGCCAAGAUCUUAUCCACUGGAUUACCAAUUACAAACUCCUAUUCAAGGGUUCAAUUUUUAUGACGGUCCUGUUCACAUCGCUAACGUUUGGUUCAGCGGAUUUAUCGAGAACGAAAAUCGGACUGCCGGAGCCAUCGGCUUUCUCCGGAACAACGCCUAUGCCUCGUCGCCUGUCAGCUCCACCAGGGAUAUACAUUUUAGCUUCUUUGAUGGGCCGACUACAGGUAACCGAGUGUACGACGGUGACUCCAGCGUUCCAGGUUUCACCGAUAAUGACGGAAACAAAGAAGCGACGUUCCGAGACCUUGACGGCAGCGUCACUGGGGUCAAAAACGCUCAAGUGAUCAAACCUGGAGAGUUUUACACUACGUCUCACUGUAUCCAUAAAGCUGGCUGGAAUUUAGCUAUCUGUCCACAUAGAUACGGAAAGAUAGCUGUCAGCAAAAAAGACAAAGAGGACGAAGAGGAAAAGACUCAGCCUGUCAUGGUUCGUGAUGACAUCCCGGAAGUGUACGAGUCCAUGACCGCGCUGUACGCAUCAGACUUUAAUGUGGUGCUGGGCGGAAGUCACUCGUACACUCUCCACUGGUCUCAUCAUAUCCCAGAGACGAUCACCAUGUACGGAUGGGGAAUAGAAAAGCACUACCACGUGCGCGUCGGCGUUUGUUUACCGCGCUACGCAGAGUUUGAGCUGUAUUCUUAUUAUCCAAAAUGGCUGCCCUCCUUGUCGUCAUGGAUACACGCCGGAAGUAUUGAAGAGUUGGAUGAAGAUAUGUCAGGCAAGAAAUAUUUCUGGGAUCCGGAUAACGGUCUGUUGUUCGUUAAAUUCCAACAUUUUCACAAGAGGGUGGAAAACACCACAUCAGACUGCCCCCACGAGAAAUGUCCAAUGGUUCGAAUCACAAUCACCAAAGGCAAUCGGCACGAGGCAGAUUGUAGGAAACAAGCCUACGGACGAUACAGGAGAACACCACUGGAACCGUUGAAUUUUCCCAUCAAAGGAAACGCUGCUGUCCGUACAAUGUACCCACCAGAGAAUUUCGGAGCGGGUCCCACGAAAACCUCCGUAACUCACGAGACCCUGGAGCAAAAGAUAACAAGCAGUCAGAUGGAGUGGUCAAGAUGGGGGCCGUGCUCCAAAACAUGCGGGGGUGGCUUUAGAACUAGAAGACGAGAUUGCCAGGCUGAUUCGUGUCUAGGGCCUCUGGUUGAGAAGAAAGAAUGUGCCACACGUUUUUGUCCUGAAAAUGGCGGCUUUUCACCCUGGUCAGAUUGGACGGUUUGUUUCAAACUGACUGGUUGUCAAGGCUUUCAGCGGCGGUCACGUGACUGCGUUGACCCCACCCCUCACGGCGGCGGGAUGUACUGUGAAGGAGCCGUUGAGCAGGACACAUUGAUAACUUACUGCUUCCGAAUCAAUAAAGAACAAUUUCCAGUCCAGGUUAUACCCGACCAGCCAACCCGAGCGGGAAAAGGAGUCCCAGAAAAUUCUAUACCAGACAGACCUCUGUCCGCCACGUACAGCGACAUAGAGAAUUGA
Messenger RNA from Liolophura sinensis, 3789 nucleotides. Its product is annotated as inactive cell surface hyaluronidase CEMIP2-like. The record is from RefSeq and is a predicted model, not a curated record. Bases 1 to 3789 code for a protein of 1262 amino acids. Lineage: Eukaryota; Metazoa; Mollusca; Polyplacophora; Chitonida; Chitonidae. The transcript is spliced from 27 exons.